AUGGCUCACCAAGUCAUGGUCCGUCCGCAGCCGGCCCACGGCCACCGGAGACGCGGCGUCGGCGAGGUGGCCGGCGGCGUCGCGGCCGACUGCGCAGCCGUGUGCUGCUGCUGUCCUUGCACGGUCGUCAACCUCGUCGUCCUCGCGGUGUACAAACUCCCCAAGAGACUCGUGAAGAAGGCUGCGAAUAAGAGACGGCGCCGUUUGCCGAAGAAGAACAGCACCGACGUCGUGCUGUUGCAGCCGCAGAGAUCGAGCAGCGUCGACGCGCUCGACUUCGCGGUGGGGCCCAUGUUCUUUGAAGAGUUUCUCAAGAAUGAAAAAGAGUCCGAGAACGAGAAGGGCAAGGAGGAAGAGGAAGAGGAAGAGGAAGAGGAAGAAGAAGAAGGAUUGGAGAUGGAGAUGUGGGCCCGGUUCGCGGGAACCGGGUUCUGGCGGAGCGAGUCUCAGCGUCAACCCUAA
Glycine soja is the source of this 462-nucleotide messenger RNA. RefSeq lists its product as uncharacterized. The transcript has a single exon. Lineage: Eukaryota; Viridiplantae; Streptophyta; Magnoliopsida; Fabales; Fabaceae. The coding region runs from base 1 to 462 and encodes 153 amino acids. The record is from RefSeq and is a predicted model, not a curated record.